GCGACACGGUCGCGUGCUGUUGGUCAGCUCCACUGGGUUUAUGCGCACGUGAUCGGUAUGAGAUGUAGAUCGGCGUGUUGUGUUUACAUCUGGCAGAAGCCAGAUGUGGAGCAGAUCUGUCCGCUCUUCGCUGCUUCCUUUCUCUUGUCUUUCAUCGCGUUUUUACGACAUUGUUGUUUAUUUUUCAGGAACUGCGUUGAUGUAGGGCGCUGCUGAUGUUUCUCUGCUAGCCACCAGAGAACUAAACUUAGCGGGGUUCAAACAAGAACGAGGAACCGGAACUCGCAGCUACGUUUGGUUGGGCCGGAUUCUCACCGAACAACCGGACUGUUCAGCCGUCACCAUGUCGGACACGGAUCGUUCGCUACCGGCCGUCAGGAGGCUGAGCUACGCGGUGGGACACUUCCUGAACGACCUGUGUGCUUCCAUGUGGUUCACCUACCUGCUGGUGUUCUACCACUCAGUGCUGGGCUUCCACAACACCAACGCAGGUGUUUUGCUGCUGGUUGGACAAGUAGCUGAUGCUCUCUGUACACCUCUGAUUGGCUACGAGUCGGAUCAGACCGCUGGAUGUGGAAACUAUGGAAAGAGGAAGACCUGGCAUUUAAUUGGAACACUAAGUGUGGUGCUGUCCUUUGCCUUCAUCUUUAACCAGUGCCUGGGCUGUGACCCCAACACACCUCAAUGGGCCAGUUUGCUGUACUUCACUCCGUUCAUCAUCAUCUUCCAGUUUGGCUGGGCUGCCACUCAGAUCUCUCAUCUGUCCCUCAUUCCAGAGCUCGUCACCUGUGAACACGCUAAAGUAGAGCUAACUGCGUACAGGUAUGCCUUCACUGUCAUAGCCAACAUCACAGUGUACGCGCUGGCUUAUCUGUUGUUCCAUGUCCUGAGCGGAGCAGACGAUGACCCACUCAGCGACACACUCGGACCAACAGAUGUUGUUGUCUUCAGGAACCUGGCGUUGAUCGUCCUGGGAAUUGGUGCACUCUUUGCCAUUUUCUUCCACCUGGGAAUUACGGAAAGGCAUGCCCCUGUAGCAGAAGAGGAGGCUGGAGAUGAGGAGGACAGAAUGAGGAAGAAUACUGAAGAGGAGGCGGCUGAUGAGGAGCGAAAGCUUUUGUUGCCUGGUCCUUCUAACAGAACUUCAUCUCUUCUGCAGUGGAAAUGUUGGCUCCAGCAACCUUCUUUCUACCAGGUGGCUUUACUCUACAUGUCCACCAGGCUCAUAGUGAAUCUCUCCCAGACGUACAUUUCAAUGUACCUCAUUAACACUCUUGGCCUGCCCAAGAAAUUCAUUGCAACAAUACCACUGGUGAUGUAUGUCAGCGGUUUUUUGUCGUCAUUCAUCAUGAAGCCUGUCAGUAAACACAUUGGAAAAUCUCUCACCUACUUUGUGGGCCUGCUGCUAAUCAUGGCUUUCUCAUACUGGGUGCUUCUGGAUGACAGGAUGGGUCAGCAGAUCUACGGGCCCGCUGUGCUGCUGGGGGCCGGCUCAGCCACCAUUCUGGUCAUAUCUCUGGCCAUGACAGCUGAGCUCAUCUCUGACCAGACGCAAAGUGGAGCAUUUGUGUAUGGAGCCAUGAGUUUCACUGAUAAGCUGGCCAAUGGCAUUGCUGUGAUGAUGAUUCAGGCUCUGCAUCCCUGCCAUACGGUGGUGUGCUGUCCAGCCUGUGUCUGGUUCUAUCACUACAUCAUGGUCUUCGUAACCGGAGGAGUGGCGAUUUUUGCAGCGUUGGCGCUCUGCUCCAUCCUCAUCUGGCCGAUCCGGAUCAGACCACGUGGUCUCCAAGUUGUAGCGGAUACAACCAGAGUCAACUGACACGUUCCAUGUUUUAGCAACAGAGCAGAGAAGCACAAAGGUGUUUGCUUCGGACAUUACAGAGAAAAGUGAGGACCUAUUGUUCCUCGCUGGCGUAUUUUCUUAUGGUGUUUUUGCCGCUUCUGUCUUUUUCUUUUUCAUUCACAUUUAUUGAUCUUAAUUGCUCUUUUCUCCCAUUUUUUACUUUGAUCUUUUUUGAUCAUUUUUUAAGCAUGCGUUGUGUUCUUGUGAAGCACCAAAUGAUUGCUAUACAAAAAUUGUUCCUUCUUCAGCUUUGGAAAGUGUCACGUUGCGAGUUAGGAGGAGGUUAGGAGCCAAGAUGCAGAAAACACCAGAUGACUCGAGGCAGGAGCGGUUUAAAAGUAAAAUCCUUUUUAAUAGGAUGAGGAACCAAAAAUCCAAAAGGGCAGGAAGCCAAAAACCAAAGUCCUGAAACUCAGGAGAAUGAAAGCUCACAUAGAGCACAAAACCUAGAGACGAGGCAUGAAACAACGCUGACACAAAACAAUGGACUGACAAGACACUGUGACACAGACAGGGCUUUAUACACUGGGGAGGAUGAGAGGGAGAUGACCUGCAGGUGUGUGGGGAGAGCGACCAGGUGAACAGAGUUACUAAUUAGGGAGGGAACAAACAUGACCAAAGAAUAAAAACUAAAGACAAGAAGAGCAGGAACAUAUCUAAUAAUCUAAGGAGGGGGAAAAAAACCUCAAACGCUGAUGGGAAAAACACACUAGAGAGACUUAUAACAUGAACAGCUGUAGCUAAGGAAAAUGACCUAAGAAUAAAACCUAAAGACCUGAAGGGCAGCAAACAUAACUAAUAUUCUAAGGGGGAAGCUGAAACUAGAGAAAAAACACUACAGAAAGAAAAACUACAGGGGCGUGACUAAAAGGGGGCCAAGGGAGCACAGGACCUGGGAGGGGGAUGCCUGAGUAGGGAAACCUAGAGGGCUGAAGAUCUGGGGGCAAAUGGGGAACACCAGGAGACACAUGAGGAAGACGCAGAACAAGGACACAUGAGGGCGCUAGGAGACACAAAAGGAGAACCUAGAGAGGGAUGGAGAACACAAGGAGAAACAUGAGGGGAGACGCAGACGCAUACCAUGACAGAAAGUGCAGGAAGAAAGUGAGGAAAUUCAAUGGCACUAGACUGUCAGUUAAAACUCAAGAACAGGAAACUAUGUUUUCUUAGAAAAUCCAUUUUCUUGUGUACUGUUUUUGUCUGAUUUUGUUUUGUGGACACUACAAUGUCUCCCAGGGGCGAAUUUAGGACUGAAGAAGAUCCGGGGCUUAACACAAACACACACACACACACGCGCGCGGGCGCUCACACACUAGUCAACAUCUUAAAUAUUUGUCUUGAGCCACAUAAUUUUUAAUCUGAAGCUACAUAUUAAGCAUUUUCAGGGCAGAGUAUUGUUCCUGUUAAUGUUUAGUGUGAGAUGAUAGUAAAUAUUCCCUUUCUUUCUCCAACAACUAGUAAGAUAACUUUAGGCAAACCAGCAGCACAACAAAUAUUUUCAAAUAAGACUCACAAACCUGAGUCAACACCAGUUUCAUCAAAGCUGGGGUUCUGUCGUUGUACUUUUGGUCUAAAAAACAUCCUUAUGUCCAUCUUCACUCAUGCGUUUCAGACAGAGAGUGUAGAAGAAGCCGGCUGCUGAAGGGCUUCUUCUUCAGUGGUGGAGGCUCAGGCAGGCUGUAUACAAACUACUGACAGCUGCGCCCUCUCUGUUGGACUUUGGUACUGCAUGUUACUUCAGCGAUUUAGAUCCGGGGCUUUUCAUAAAACAUCCGGGGCUUCAGCCCAAGUAGCCGGGCCUAACGCCGCCCCUGAUGUCUCUGUUAGUUUAUCACAGAACAGUGGGAAAUAAACUAGAGUUGCAAACUUUAUUUAAAAACUGGAGCAAACCAACCAACCAACAGCUGAAAGGAUGCCAGAGAAGACUUCGUAACAGCUGAUCUGCUUCCAUUCCUGUGCUGACUGGCUGGGUUCUGCACCACAGAACCUAAUGAACAGAGCAGAACCCCGUCGCUUGAAAGACUUCUCAUUGCUCCUUGUUUCUCUUUGCAUUUUUCAGACUUUUUUCUGACAAUUAAGUUUGAUUUUUCUUUAUUUAAAUCACAUGCACUCACAUUUGAUAUUAGAAAAUUAAAAUGUGUGUUUUAGUCAUUUUAAGAGAUUAAUUCUCUAAUCUCAAAAUUAGCUUGUUCAAAUGAUAUAAAUCUUGCUAGUCACACCAGUGCUGGUACUGCUGUGUGACUAGCAAUGGCUCUAAGGCUUUUUUACACAGAGUGCAGAAUGGAUGCGAGUCCGUUUCUGUACGGCUUCAGCGGACCAAAGAUCAGAGUCCAUUCUGAGCAUUCACAAUAGCUGCAGUGCAGUGCGGAUGCAGAUGCAUGGCUCUGGAAAGUUUCCACAUGGAGUGGAUUUUUUCCAGAUGCUGCACACAAAUUGAUGAAAUGAAAGCUAGACAGGAAGUGAGGCACUAAAUGCGCUGUGCCUGUCCACUAGGAGUCUUCUGCUGUAUUUCAUCAUAAAACCUUUGGGAUUUUAAGGGAAGUUCACGCUAUAUUUACAGGUAUAUUUUUAAAUGUAUAAUGUUGAAUUUCUAAUUAUUUGGUGCUGUUGUGGGAGCAGAUAUCCAGAGACGUUCAGCACAUGAACUGCAGUCAGUGUGAAUAACAGACUGCCCGGAAGCCAUGCAGAAGCCCGACCUGCUCUGUUCACGUUCAGUGUGGAACGGGCUACAACUGUGACCUCAGUGAGAGUCUGAAUUAGUUCCAUUCUGGAAUUAUGUGUGAUUUGUGUUGGAAUAUUCUGUUUAAAUAAAGGAAUAAAAUACA
This is a messenger RNA of Nothobranchius furzeri (turquoise killifish), 4668 nucleotides long. RefSeq names its product major facilitator superfamily domain containing 12a (gene mfsd12a). Gene Ontology annotation, biological process: carbohydrate transport. Gene Ontology annotation, molecular function: symporter activity. Gene Ontology annotation, cellular component: plasma membrane. The record is from RefSeq and is a predicted model, not a curated record. Lineage: Eukaryota; Metazoa; Chordata; Actinopteri; Cyprinodontiformes; Nothobranchiidae.